AUGUCUUUCUGGGAGAUUCCGGGCAUGAAGGCUGGCGUACUCACCGGUGAUUUGGCCUGGUCGCUGGUGGAGCAUGCGAAGAAGUACGGGUAUGCCCUCGCAGCGGUCACCUGCACAAGUACGAGCGCGAUCGACUCCGUCCUUGCGGCCGCGAGGGAGCUCAACCGGCCUGCCGUUGUUCAGUUCUCCGAGGGCGGUUCUGCCUUCAUCGCUGGAAAGUCGCUGCCCAACGAACAGGGUGUGAACCAGGCCUCCAUUCUCGGCGCUGUGGCUGGCGCGCAUUUUGUCCGCGCUGUGGCGCCCGCAUAUGGUAUUCCCGUGCUGAUCAACACUGGAUAUUGCGGAAAGCAGCUGCUCCCUUGGUUUGACGGCAUGCUCGAAUCUGACGAGGCAUACUUCAAGCAGUAUGGAGAGACGCUCUUUUCCAUGCACACGCUUGACUUCUCCCAGGAGCCGGAUGCCGACAACAUCGAGCUCUGCAAGACGUAUUUCAAACGCAUGUCGUCCGUGAACCAGAUUCUGGAGAUGGGGAUUGGCAUCACCAAUGGCAGCAGCAUCUUCAAGGUGUACCAGGGCCUGAGUCCCAUCUCAGAGAAGUUCACCAUCGCAGCAGCUUGCAAGGCCGGAAGUGUCGUGAAGCCGGAGCUGUUGAAGGACAUGCAGGCGCAUGCCCGCGAGCAAAUCAAGGCAGCAACCGGCAAAGACAUCCAGAAGCCGCUUAGCUUCGUAGUGGGGUCGGGCUUCGAGAAGGACAAAAUCCCAGGAGCCCUUGCUGCCGGUGUCGUGAAGAUGAACGUUGAUAUCAACGCCCAGGGCGCAUGCUGGGAAGGCUUCCAGAAGUUCUACAAGGCCCAGGAAGGCAGCCCACAGGCCGAGGACAAGCCGCUGAAGUACUAUGGCCGAAUUUCACUCCCGCCCAACUUGCCCGCGGAUGUCUUGGCCGAGCUGAAGGAGACUGCCACGAAGCUUUGCGCACCAGGCAAGGGCUUCUUGGCCGCCGACGAGUCAGCCGGACCAUGGCUCCGUGCCGGCCAUGCAGAGGCGGCGAAGAUCCCGGACGUGAUUGAGAACAGGGCCGCCUACCGAUCCAUGUGCUUCUCCACACCUGGGCUCAGCGAGCACAUCAGUGGCGUCAUCCUCCACUGGGAGACCCUCUUCCAGGACGAUGCCGAUGGCAAGUCGAUGGUGGACAUCAUCACCGGCAACGGCAUGAUCCCCGGCAUCAAGGUGGACAAGGCUUACGACAAGAAGGGUAUGUGGGGCACGGAGGUUGGACCUUUGGGACAUCCAGAAGUGUCGACCAAAGGCUUGGACGACCUUCAAGAGCGUUGUGCGCAGGCCUACAAGAAGGGGGCCCGCUUCGCCAAAUGGCGCAAUGUUCUCCAGCUCGAUCCCAAGAAGAGCCUGCCCAGCAACCUGGCCAUCAUGGAUACCGUUCACACAUUGGCCCGCUACGCGUCCAUUUGCCAGAGCGAGCGCUUGGUGCCCAUCGUGGAGCCCGAGAUCGUGCCCAACGGAGACCACGACAUCGAGUACUGCCGCAAAAUGACGGAGAUCGUCUUGGCGGCCCAGUUCAAAGCUUUGGCCGACCACCGCGUCUACUUGGAGGGCGCCGUGUUGAAGCCGAACAUGGUCAAGAACGGUCUGAAGGGGCCUAAGGCAGACGCCGAGACCAUUGCAAAGCUCACAGUGCAGACGCUCUUGCGCACGGUGCCGGUGGCCAUGCCCGGCAUUUUCUUCCUUUCCGGGGAGACGGCGCUCAACGAGGACAAUGAGGAGGAGGCCACUGUCAAUCUCAGCACCAUGCACAAGCUCCACCCGAACCUUCCCUGGCAUCUCUCCUUCUCCUACGGCAAGGCAUUGCAGAAGACGGCCAUCGUCACUUGGUUGGGCAAGCCGGAGAACAAGGCGGCGGCGCAGAAAGCACUCAAGGCCCGUUCGAAUGCAAACAUGGAUGCCGUCUUCGGGAAGUAUGUGAAAGGAAGUUGCCCGAGCGUGGGCACGGAUGGUAACGUGUUGCAGGCAGCCGGGCCAUAUUAA
Symbiodinium sp. CCMP2456 is the source of this 2040-nucleotide messenger RNA. The record is from the annotation of a GenBank genome assembly. NCBI's taxonomy places the organism in Eukaryota, Dinophyceae, Suessiales, Symbiodiniaceae.